Messenger RNA from Spirometra erinaceieuropaei, 3797 nucleotides. The record is from the annotation of a GenBank genome assembly. Lineage: Eukaryota; Metazoa; Platyhelminthes; Cestoda; Diphyllobothriidea; Diphyllobothriidae.
AUGAUCACGUUUGCUGAGAUUCCGACGGUUCGACAAUCACUAUUAGGUACUGGAUUCGCUCUGACUGUCCUUGAGAGUCAUGUUUAAGUUCUCCGGUAUAUGCGAACCGCUUCAACAACUGAUCUGCACUUAACCGUUUUCCACCCCUGUAAUUACAACCGAGGGUACCCUCGAUGCAACUGAACGCGAGUAUCCAGAUAGAUGCUGAUGGCGUGCUGGUUUUUUUGUGACAAUAUUUUUUGACUUCUGCAACGACUAACUUUAGUGUUUUCAAGUUUUGCGUCACGCUUUGUCACCGCAUAUGCGGAGCAGUGGUUACAUAUGUUUGGCAACGAAAAAGCGGAUUCAGAAGGCCGGAAGUCACUCCCAAAAAUCAGAAUAUCGGGUUUAUAGUAAAAUCUCAACAGAGAGCUACGGCAUUUGGAGCAAGAGGCACGUCAAGAUUUGGAAGUGUGAAAGUUUCAGAUUGCAUUUUUAUCUGAUUAUACCAUAUGAAUUAGUUAACAGCACACACGAGACUAACUGGGAAAUUAUAAACUAGCUUUUUUACUCGAUCCGACCACUAGCAGUAUCGCAGUUUUCGGGCUAAGAUGUGAAGAUCCCUAACCAAGUCCAAUAAUUUAAGCAAGUAGUUCCUUUUCGUUAUUCUGUCAUUUGGGCUCGAGUCUAAUUAGACCGAGUCAUCUUAUAAGAUAACUCUGAAAUGGGAAAGAUGAGAAGGACUCCAAGGUCUCAUGACGUUCGACAUCAUCAGCAAUGUGCAUGAUGCUGUGGAAGUUGUAGACCAUGUGCUCCUGCCCAUACCAGGAUGCGAAUUUACUGGUAAAGAGUUUUAAUAAAUGCCUAGCGUAGCCUAUGUUUGACAUGUAAGCGUCCGAUGAGGCCAGCAAUCUUAUAACCGUAAACAGGAGGAGAAAACCUCUAAAGUGCCCUGUCGGUAGAAUUUUCUUCAGGAAAAUUAUUCCAGUGUACAGCAAAAAUUGUCUGUACCCUGUGCCCUUCCAGGAGUCAAGGUCGGUUAGACUUCUGCAACUUUGAGUCAACCCUCGUAGCCUACUAUUAACUAUUUAAACUUUCGAUGAACGCAGUGUGUACAAAUGUGUCUGACAAGUCACCCACAAACGGAUUAGCUUCCUCACCACACCUAAAUAUACAAGGUGCAGUGGAUCUAGAGCUAAAUUAGACACCCAACCCAAUUUACAGCGGAUAAAUGGCGACGGCCCUACUAUAUGCUGAUUACUUUCCUCUCCUCUAAAAUCAUCAUCCUACCUCUCCUCUCCUUAAGGUAAACGACUUUUCCUACGUGUGUUCUGACGGUUGUACAACGCUCACAGCCGCCAUAUGCAUUGACUUCCUUAAUCUGUUUGACGAAGGCCCGCGUGGGUGCAUCACAAAUAACACUAGCUAUGCGGACUCGCAUCCUGCCAGGGCGAUUACUGAAUUGCAAUCCUUCUUCUCGAAGGACAAAUAUUUCGUCUAUCAGGUCUUUACAAAACACUUCUACGUUUGGCGGCUUUCCGUCCCCACAGUACAUGGAAAUGGCAAAUACGUUACUAACAAAUAGCUUCAUGAUACCACCUAGAAUGGGCCACAGUUCAGCCCUCGUCUUGCGGUAAAGAGGCAAACCAUCUAUAGUUAGAUUCACAAAUAUCUCUUCAUUGCCUGCGACUACGAAUUCACUAUCAACUUACCUGCGCAGUUGCUUCUGCAGCCCAACAUGAAUGUACUCCCCACAACCCAUGGGGACUACUUGCAAGUUAUACGAUGCCCCCAAAAGUGUGCGAGGGUCUUCGGGCAACUCUGGGACUGCCAUCCGCACUAUGUCAAACGGACUUCGCAAAUGACAGUGCGCAAUAUUGCACUGCAAAGCCCAAUCACGCGGUCUUGCCCUCAUGCGUUCACCCAGUGGCGCGUCAUUAUGGAUGACAGUGUCCGCCCAAGCAAUACAGUCUGCAGACGCGAAGUCACCUAACAAUGACUUUGGUGGGCUAAGAAUCCAACUGACAACGUCCACUGAGUUACCAGCGGACGACCCCCGGUCUGAACAGUCGGCUCGAUAAUGUUUGCUACCGCCAAAAAGCAGACCCACUUCUGCGUCUAUUUCUCUUGACAUUUCCUCGAUCUUCUUCACAUGCCGCCUGAUAGUGCGUUUACAUUUGUACAUGAACAUUUCAACAUUUGAACAGAUGCGUUAAUAAAUCAAGUAAGGAUAUAACAGAGGGAAGAAGAGAGCACUUGAUAGUACACGCCGCACGCGAUACGCAAGCAAUAAUGGCGACGAGCAUGCUCGUGGGAUCAUUGAGAACUCAAACAUGCCAGCCAAUGUUUGCGGGAAACCGACAAACUCACCAUCCAGUCCAGUGAGGAAAUAGCCCAGUCGUGACAUUUCCGCGAUAAGAGUGCAUCAGGGAGCUAUUCAAUGCUUCUAGUGUCGGAUGGUGUGGCAGUCAUGUCGCAUCUUUUCAGACGGGGUACAGAUAUGAGGCACAUCUUCAACGUUCUCGGCGAUGCAACAGACAGACUUACCAGAAGUUCGGAGUUUUUGAAUCUUACCUAGGUAAUAAAAGCUGAUUUACCAACUUCGUUACAUACCCGGCAAUUUGUUUUCUAGUUUAUCGAAACAUUGUAAACUUCUUUGUGUGAAUGAUAGGGAAACAAGCCGAACGUUUUCAUUGGAAACGGACACAAUUUUGAGUCAAUGGGACCUCGAAAAGAACCUAAUGCGCAUAUUCGAGAUUCUUGGGCUUCACUUCUUAUAAGUGCUAAAUCUACUCAUAAAGCCCUUACACUGUCUUUACAAGGGGAUAACCACUCAGGGUGAGGGCCCAGUAAAACUGGUGAGAGACUCCAUUAACUUUUGUGAGGAAUAGGUUUUACUUUUUACUAGACCUGAUGAUUCCAGGCGUGAACUUCCUGGACAGUAUGAAUGGCAGCAAGCACAUUAACUCGGAAUCUUGGCAUGUAGGGGAGUGCAAAUAAUUUACAUUCAUGCACUGCUUAUAAGAUUGUAAUACAUAUUGCCUCGUGUAGAUGACUAAAGCGAAACGUCGCCCUUCGAGCGAUAGUUGUAUUCCGUCGGAUUUUGCACAAUCUCUCUCAGUCCGAUUUAUUUUCCACCAGGCAGCGCCACUUGUGCGGGGUAAAUCAUGCUGCUGUAUUCGAUAUCCCAGCGACUGGCCUGGACGGACUGCCAUUACCGACGUGCGUUCUUUUCCAUGACGAUCGCGCUUUGUAUAGGAGAUGUAGUCACAUGAGUUCCCACCUUGGUUCCGUGGUCCUUUGGAGAUAAUUUUUUUACCUGCAAACGACGGAGAACGGCCGGUCUACUAGGGUUUAUACCCCUCAUGGUCGCCAGUUGAUUUAUCAAAUAUGUAUGCCGUUCAGUCAUUUAAAUAUCUUAAUAGUUGCAAUUUUGGCGCUCUCAGGAAGACCAGCUAUUUUUAUGGUACGUAGUCCACUCCCGAAACCCUCUUAUUUUUGUUUAGAACUUAAACAUUUUUACUUUUCAAAUUGAAGUCGCCUUAGGUAAAUGCUUUCUGCUUUUAGGGGAUGUGGCCCCCCAGAACAAGCCGGACUUGGUACAGCGACUCAGUCUUAUUCAAAAGGACAUCGUCAAACUGCAGGUUGAUGCAAUCGUAAACGCGGCCAAUGAAAGUUUACUCGGUGGUGGUGGCGUCGAUGGCUGCAUUCACCGGGCAGCUGGUCCAGAACUACUAGCCGAGUGUAGAACUUUACACGGAUGCGCCCCAGGGUCGUCAGUUAUCACCAAGGGCUACAAACUACCGGCUUCUCGUUAG